CACCUGAAAUGGGAGUCACACACUAUAUUUCCUUGCUCGACUUCGUGCCGGAGAAGCCAAUCAGCCCGCAGCUUUCCUGGCUUCCUGUCUCUCGUAGGUGUGUUCCUCCGUUGGCUCACCUGGAAAAGAAAAGAAAAAAGAAAAAAAAAAAGCGAAGAGCGCCCGACGCCCCGGGGAAAGCAAAGAAGGAGCAGGCGGGCCAGGGAGCCACCGCCGAAAACCUCCCCCGGAGAACCCCAUGGACGCACCGGCCUCCUCGCCCUCAAGACCGAGGAAGGGGACGCGCUUCAGGAAGCUUCACUGAUGGAGUCUGAGCCAAUCCAAGAGAGAGAUCCUUUCCCGCGGUCAACCCAUAGAACACAUGAAGCCAGCAAUCCUUCCUCAGCCAGAAAGUACCAUGAUGUCACAGAGGCUUUCGUCAUGAGCCAAGUUCCUGGAAGCGAGGAGGUGGAAGAGAAGGAGGAUCCGUCUCUUUCCCAUGAUCUGGCACUUCUCCUUGUUAUGAAAGAACACAUGUGGGAUGGAUCUUCUAACUCGACGGAGGAGAAGGAUACUUCCCAAGAUCUGGAAAGAAAGCCAAGAGAGGUAGAGAACUGGGAAGAAUUUUCAGGUGGAAAACAGGAUCUCAACAGAGGACAGCUCAGCUUGAAGGAAAGCCAGGCAUCUUCCUUAAAUUCCUUUGAUGGGGAAUUUGCAAGUUAUUCUUCAACCAGUUGCCAAUCUGUCUUUCUGGAUACAACCAGCCCUGUUUUUUCCCCUCCCAGAAAGGUCAGUGCAGGGCAAAUGGAGAGCUGUGUCGGUGAUGGUAGCUUUGGCCAACCUCCAAGUUUGCGUGACACACACUCUCAGACAUGGCAUGAGAAAUCAGCAAUGACCAACACUCUUCCUUGUCAAGAAGACUCCACCAGUGAAUCUCCUUUGGUGAUUCAUAAUAUUUCAAAUUGCCAUGAAAGUGCUGAUUUUUACAAAUCCUGGUCAGAUGAAGAGCAUUCGUGGCAACGACAGACGCAGCACACGGAGGACCAGAGCCUUGGUGAAGAAACGGACGUUGCAACGAGGAUCAAUGAAAUCUCCUCUAAAAGAGAACAAGCGAGUAAAAGAUUCAGCAAUCCUUCUUCGGAAGAGGAUGAGUUCAAUUUAGAUGGGGUUCGAAGAAAGGGAGGCAACGUUUUAUUCCAGGUAUCUUCCAAAGAAGGGGAGGAACAUUCAGGUGUUGAGGAUGAAAUAGGAGAUUCGGAGGAAAAUGUUCUCAGCCGCCUUGUUCUCCAGCUCCAGGAAGAGGAAGAGAGUGAUGUCAGAGUAAGCAACCCUUUUUUACUAAAGAAAAACAUCCAAACCAAUGAUAAUAUAAGCAACGUGAAUUGUGAGGAAUCAGAGUCAGACCAAAAACAGCUGUCAACCACAAGGAAGCCAGAAUUUACAGAAUCGGGGCCUCUGGAGUUGGCAGGCCGCGAGGAAGAGGGAGGGAGGGAUUUGAAUGAGAAAGCAGCAAAGAGUAAAUCCAAGACAAAUCUGGAGGAAGUGCAGUUGCCACACAAUGACCACGAAGAACAAGAAUGGGCUGUGCAAGCAACAAUAGAUCCCAUGCCUAUCAGAUCGGGCCAGGGCACAUUUGAUUCUUUGGAAAACAGUUUGGCUCUUUCUGGCUUAAACGAUAACAGUUCUGAAGAAUUUGCUUUCCCUUUGAAGGAGGUGUCCUCACCAGAUCACUCUCCAACGUCAGGUUCUGUGUGGCCUGAGCCUUGUGUCCAAACACUCGCUAUUGCAUUCCCUGGAAUGACCCCUGAAAGUUUUCAGCCAGGUAGUGGAAGCCCAAGACCACAGUCUGCCCUAUAUCACAACUCUGGACAAGUGGAACACUCCGGCAUCUAUGACGAAGCAAACACAACGUCCUGUUGUGAUCAAGAGAGUGCACAACCCACCGUGCGUGUUGGAAAAGAAGAUGUUGCAGAAGAGGAUGUUGGAAAAGAGGAAAAUGUAAGCAGCGCUGAUGGUGAACAAAUAACACAGUUGUUUGCAGAUGUAGCAUUAGGCAACGCCUCCCAAGAUCUCCAUGGCUCUCAAGUUGUGGGCGGUUCUUCUGGUGCAGAAAACAAUCCUGUCCCAUCUUUGAGGACUAUAACCGCCACUCUCCUGCAAGAAGAUCCUAGCAAGGGAGCCACGGAUGGGACUGUCACUUGUGCAGGAGAGGGAUCAGUUUUACAUUUCUCCAGCCAACUGGACAGAGAGAUCGGUGAUGAAGCUUCAGCACUGGACCGUGAUGGAGAGGGUCAUCUUCCCGCUUUUGGUGAGGACUUUGUCGAAGGCACUCAGAGUUCUACCUCCAAAGCCCCCCCAAAUCCAUCUCUAGAAGAAGGCCUGUCCAAUAUUGCCAAAGAGAUGAUAAAGUUAAGUCUCUCUUCCUGGGGGUCUGUCCAAGACACUACUGAAGACAACCUGAAGUCCCAUCAACAACUGAAACCAACAAUUCAGAAUGCUCUGUUUUCUGGGAAGGAAGCAGCAGCAGACACAGAUUGCACGGAAAAAGAUAUCUUAGCCAGUGAGUCACCGUGUUUUUCAGUACUUGGAAAAGAGGGAACAGAAUGUGACUAUAAUGCUGACAGCCUCUCAUCUUCCAGGACUCUUUUUGCAAUUACCACCGAUGCAGCUCAGCUAACCCAACCUUUGGCCUCAGUUCUAGUGGGAGACCCUGAGCAGAAUUUGGUCCUCGAAUCUGCUUCUCUUUUAUCCUCUGCGCAGCCCCUCCAGUUUGUAAUCCCUCCACCCGAGGCAAAUUUUAAUGCUCAGCCAACCCCCACAGGCCUUAAUCCUGACCGACUCCUAGAACAACGAGCUUCUUCCUGCCAGGUUAAUCCACUAGCCCCCAAAUCUUCCGCCAAUGAGACUGUUUUGGAGUAUUCGCCCUUAGGCCCUGAAACCAGAUCAUCUGAGCCGCUUUCCACCUCUGAAGGUGACUUGGAUCAGUGUUGCCAGGUUCCACGCUCCGUACAGAACUUUAAACAGUCUGUACUUGUGUCACGCCGUGCCAGUUUACCCAUUGUGUCUAGGCGUUCUGGGUUUCCUUCACUUGCUAGCAAUGCAGCUUCCCAGCGGACUAACUCUAAACAGAUCACACCGUCUGUAGCUGCUGGACCGACACAACCUCCAUACAUCACUGUUAGCAGAGGUUCUCACAGUUCCCGAUCAAAUUCCAAUUCCAGGAAGCAUCUCCUAGUCAGGGACAAUCCCUCUACACAGCAUAGGACCGAGGCUUCAGAAAACAACGCCCAUGCCUUCCGUACAGGAAGUGAGGAACCGACACAUCUUAGCCCACCGGUUAGCCGUCAUGCCUGUUGGGACUCGUCCUCUAUUUGCAAAAGAGGUGAUCUUGUCCUGGACAAUAAAAUGGAAGAGAUCUCUGGUCUUCCAUUGGCCACAUGCCCUGAGUUGGGUCUUUCUUUGUCGGACUUGCAAGGUGAAUUUUUAGGAAAUGGUGCCACGGGGGCAGAUUGUUUUCUCAGUGUUCCUGAAAGGAUAUCCAAGUUUGAAGAUAUGCCUGAUGGGAGGUCUUCUCACUACACGUUCCAUCCCUUGGGAGAUCGUGAGAAUCCGCGUGAAACCAAGUCCAGAAAUGGAAGGCAGCCUCCUUCUCUUUUAGCGUUCACUAACCCAAUCCACUUUCUCCAGCUCGGACCUCCCUCGCCGUCAAGUGAUCCAUACCCAGGGGAGCAUCAAGAACCACCAUGGCCAGAGCAACAGGCCAGGAAUUCGGGUGACCCAGUUGCCUCUCUUUCUGAAGGCCCAGGAAGGUUGAGAAAAGUCUUUGAAAAAUCAGCGGGGGAACCCAUUUGCCUGGCAGUCCAUAGAAAAGGCCUGGAAGGCAGACAUCAGCGCCUGGAGAAGUCCUCCAGCUGUCCAGACAAAAACACCAUCGGGUUGGGCACCAAAGAAUCCACUUUUGGCACAAAGAAGCAGGAGGCGGGAGCCAAGCAGCGAGCAAAAAGCAAAGAUUGGCAUCGACACGGCUUAAGAAAGAUUUCGAUACCGACCGACGGUGCCGUAGAAGUCUCCGUAGCUUCUCUCCAUUCGAAGGAGGAAGCCGCCGGACCUAAGGACAGAGCCAACCACUUAGACAUUGGGAAAUAUGGAGAGAAGAAAACACCAGAAACCCUAGAAAAUAUCAAACGCCGAUGUUCCAAACUGAUUAAUUCGUCCAAAUUGCUCUACCAGGAAUACAGCGAUGAUGCCCUGAACAAAGCAAUCCAGAGCCAAAAACAGGCGGAUUCCUUGUCCGAAGAGGCAGAACCGAUAUCUCCCAAGCUGCGCAAGAAAGUGCCGAUCUCUCAGGACUCUUACCUGCACCGCCUAUCCGUCUCGUCGGGCUCCUCCCUGUGGCAGGACAUCCCCAUGGUUCGAGGGAGCACCAUGCUGCUGAGCAUGACCCGCGAGGAGCAGAAGCUGCAAGAGGCCAAGUUUGAACUGAUUGCAUCUGAAGCGUCUUACUUGCGGAGCUUGAAUGUAGCCGUGGAUCACUUCCAACGUUCCCAGGAACUUCAGGGGGUUUUAACCACGCAGGACAAACAGUGGCUUUUUUCCCGUCUUCAGGAUGUCCGCGACGUUAGUGCCAAUUUCCUCUUUGAACUGGAAGAGAAACUUGAGGAGAACAUGUUCACCUUCAACGUCUGUGACGUGGCACUCAGAAACGCCCCCGAAUUUCGCAGGGUUUACUUGCCGUACGUGACCAACCAGACCUACCAGGACCAGACCUUCCAGAGACUCAUGAACGGAGUCCCUGCUUUCCAGCAGGUCUUGGAGAAACUGGAAAGUGAUCCAGUGUGCCAGCGCCUCUCCCUCAAAUCCUUCCUCAUUCUCCCAUUCCAGCGUAUCACCCGACUGAAGCUCCUUCUCCAGAACAUCCUGAAAAGAAUUCCACCAGGGGCUGAUGAAGAAGUCCAGGCCACACAGGCAUACGACGCUCUUGAGAAGCUCAUCAAAGAUUGCAAUGCAAAUGUCCAGCGUAUGAAGAGCACCGAAGAAUUGAUUCACUUAAGUCAAAAUAUGGAGUUUGAAUGCAAGAUCUUCCCACUUAUCUCCCAGUCCCGGCGGCUAGUGAAACAUGGAGAACUUACAGCUCUGGAAUACAAUAUCAGCUUGAAAUGGAAACUUACCACCCGGCCCAUCUACCUCCACCUCUUCAAUGAUUACCUCCUCCUAUCUCGACCUAGGGAGAAUGGGCGUUUCAUUGUGUUCGAUCAUGCGGCCUCCUCAGAUGUGCGUGGGGAAAAGUGUGAAAUGAAACUCCACGGCGACAACAAGAACCUUUUCCGCCUUUUCCUGCUGCAGAACAAUCAGGGGAAGAAAGUGGAAUUCCUCUUCCGCACAGAAACUCAGAGCGAGAAACUGCGAUGGAUUUCUGCUCUUAUGCCCCAACAGCCUGAACCUGACCUAUUGGAUGAUUCUGAUGCCCCUCAGGUGCAGUGUGUGAAAUCUUACAAGGCACGAGAACAUGAUGAACUGACUCUGGAGAAAGCCGACAUAGUCAUGGUCUUGCGGUCAAGCAGUGAUGGCUGGCGUGAAGGCGUGAAGCUCUCAGACGGAGAGAGAGGCUGGUUUCCUUUGGAUCACGUGGAGACCAUCUCCAGCAAACAAGUCCGACAGAUGAACCUGAAGGAAGAGCAGCGGGUGAAAAACGCCAAACAGCAGGUCUUUCGCAGGAGAUAAAAGAUUCCCACCCUGCCUCUCCAACUCCGGAGGACAUUGCAAGGUGUUAAAAAAGAAAAAAGAAAAACUGCCGUGUGAAUUGCGAGACCGAAGGGGCAAAGCACAAACUGGUGUCGUUGGC
Messenger RNA from Pseudonaja textilis, 5821 nucleotides. RefSeq lists its product as uncharacterized. Gene Ontology annotation, cellular component: nucleus; cytoplasm. Gene Ontology annotation, molecular function: protein binding; guanyl-nucleotide exchange factor activity. Gene Ontology annotation, biological process: activation of GTPase activity. Lineage: Eukaryota; Metazoa; Chordata; Lepidosauria; Squamata; Elapidae. The record is from RefSeq and is a predicted model, not a curated record.